Suillus bovinus is the source of this 465-nucleotide messenger RNA. RefSeq lists its product as uncharacterized. The record is from RefSeq and is a predicted model, not a curated record. NCBI's taxonomy places the organism in Eukaryota, Fungi, Basidiomycota, Agaricomycetes, Boletales, Suillaceae. The transcript has a single exon. The annotation marks the transcript as partial.
UUCCCUGACCACUUCUUCCAACACUGGAACGGAUAUAAUGUCAUGCCCCCUCUGCAUGAUCCUGUUCCUGUCGGGGCACUCUGCCCGCAGUUCUACGGGUAUUACACACCCGAUAAAUCAGCUGACGGCAAGGAUCCUAGUGACUAUUUGAGUCCGAUCUUACUCCUGGAGUACUGUGGCAAGGAGAUAGACCCGGAGGAGUUGUGCACGGACGACAAGCAAGAAUGCGCGUCGCUUGUCUUUCGCUUUCAUCAUGCGGGGUGGUUGCACGAGUCUUUCGCAGCGCGAAACAUUCUGUGGCAGCAGGGCAAGCCAACGGAGUGGCCAAUUCAGCGGCCAUCAUCGACUAAGAGCUUCCGCCUGAUAGACUUUGGUAGAUCGAGAAAAUUGGAUAGCUCAUUAACAAGGGCGUCCGAGGAAGACGCAGCCUUGCGCCUGCUCCACCUGUUGCAUCAUGCGCAAUAA